CUUGUACGUGACGUUUAAUUUCUGCCGUGCAUCGCAGCAUAUUAGAUAGCUUGCAUAUGCCAGAAUUUUAUGGAAUCCAAUAAACCUCCUGAUACAGUUUUAGUAAAAAAUACUCACAAAAAACACUUGCCAAAUAAAAUUUCAGCCAGCGUAACGACCAUUAUCAUAUAUAGCGCUACUCUCACAUGAGUCCAAGGAGGGAACAGAAAUGGCUUCAAAGAGAGACAUUUAUUACGAAAUUGCAAGAAAAACAUACGAAAAAUUUUAAGACCUGGUUAGAUUCGUGUUGCUGUAACAGUGAGGUAUAUCAGAGACAACAUUUCAUUUUCUCAGGCAGAUUUAGCCGUUCACAGAGAAAAGCUAAAGGAGUUGCGCUCUUGUUUGAAAGAAUCACUGGCAAACAAAAAUCCUGCUGGUGGGCAGAUCUUGCUCCUUAUAGGACCUACGGGUUCUGGGAAAACUACUGCUGUUGAUGUCCUCGCUCGUUCAAUAUCUCCUGGUAUCGACGUAGUGGAGUUUACGGAUGAAGGUAUUGGUCAUGAUGAGUACACGGAGUUGGAAAGGUUCGUUUCAUCGUCUGGAUUUUAUGGUGGGAGAUCUGUAUGCCCAAAAAGUCUGGAAAUAUCUAACGAAUGUACCUCUCAGGGAACAGUUAUGAUCUUAGAAAAUUUUCCUGUCUGUAUUAGUGAAAAUCCUUCGCGUUUUCAUAGUCUACUUCGUUUACAUAGUACUCGCGCACGUCCGAAUUGCUUGUUGGUCCUUAUUUUAUCCUCUUCAAACUUCACUCACAGUGAUCUUACCUGUGAAAGGAUUAUAUGUCCUCCAUCUUUGUGCAAUGAGUUACGAAUACGCCGCAUAGAAUUUAAUCCUGUAGCCCCAACUAUUAUAAUCAGAGCGUUGAAAAGGAUUGCAAAUAUUCAGACUCAACAGUUAGGUUUAAAACCACCAUCGCGUCAGCUGCUACAAUCCAUAGCAAGUGACUGUUCUGGAGAUAUUCGAUCAGCUAUUAAUCAGCUUGAAUUCCAACUUACAUCAGAUAACGGAAAUCAGAAAAAUUCUGAUCUAUUGUCAUCUCAUCGUGAUGGGGUUUUAUCACUUUUUCGCACUUUAGGCAAAAUUCUUUACUGUAAAAGGGAGUCUAUAAACAAUGAACAAAUUAUUUGUGACUCAAGUGGUAAGGAGGGCAAAUUGCCACCUCAUUUGGAAACAUGGAAACGACCACCACUUGAGUUUGACCUUGAGGAGGUAUUGGACUUAUGUCAUACAGAUGGUGGACACAUUGUCUCAUGGUUGCAUGAGAAUUAUCUUGAUUUCGCACCAAAUAUGACUGCCUUUGAACUGGUUUCACGUGAAUUCAGCUGGACUGAUGCUUUUUUAACCGGUGGAAUGAACUGGCAACUCGGUUUAACCCCAGCUUCAGAUUCUUUCGUCUCCCAAAAAUCCAACAGACCUUAUUACAUUGCAAGUAAACAUUACCCCGCUCUGGUGACAGCGCGAACAAUCCUUCUGGUUGAUGCUAUUCAAGAUGAGUCAGGAACUGAUUUUCGUAGGAAUGUCAAAGCUUUUCGUUCACUUCGUGCACCUUCCACUCUAAAUAGCUGGAAAAUUCGUAAAGAGAACUUUGAUAUAUUGGAUGACAUGUUUUUAUCACCUAAUGCUGUAUCGUUGAUCUGGUUAGCUAAACAUAUGAUUGCAAAUCGUAUUAGCAUGUUAUUGGAUUAUUUACCUGUGAUGUGGAAAGUGCUUGGGGAAUCAUGGUUCUCUCAGUUUGGUAAUUUUGAAGCGAUUGCAUCAUUGUGUAAAUUUUCUAAGUCUGGUUCUUCUUCUGUGCCACUGAGAAAUUCUCAGUACAAUAAGAACAGAGGUAGUAAUAAUUAUAAUAAUAACAGCAACAACAAGAAUAGUGUCUAUUCAUCCAACCGGAAUAUUCCUAAUGAUGGAAAUAAUUGGAUUUGUCCACCCGACGCUGCUGUUGAAGGCAAUAACUUCAAUAUUGACGAGUUUUCAGAUGAAGAGAAUCAAUUGCCAUGAAACUGAAGAUAUAUGCACUGAAUGUUGUCAUUCUAACUUUGCAGAAUUUUCACUUAUCUACUUGUGUUAACAAUACAGCAUUUAUUUAUAUUUGUGCAUUGACCACUGAUGAUUAAGAUCUCAUGACUUUUGCAUUAUUUUUUUUCUUUAGUGCAAGAAUUUUUUAUUUCUUUAUUUUUUCUUUGCCUUGAACUAUUUUUUUCAUAUUUAUUUAUCUACACAAUUUUGAUGUAUUUUAUUGUUAUUACAAUGAUUAGUUAUUUUAGGCUCGAACUUAGCUGUGUUUUUUUCCACUUGUUUUCUGGAGAUAAAUAUGACGUAAAUGUUUUCAACGUGACAACCAGUAAGUAAAGUGUUUUAUUUUUGACAGUCAAUAAAUCAACUGUGUUGUCUUUCCUCUCUGAGGAUGUGCAGUUAGAAAAAUUCGACUUUGAAAGUUGUAAAUCGCGAUGUAC
Molecule: messenger RNA, 2486 nt
Organism: Trichobilharzia szidati
Lineage: Eukaryota; Metazoa; Platyhelminthes; Trematoda; Strigeidida; Schistosomatidae
Source: the annotation of a GenBank genome assembly